AUGUCCGAAGAGAACCCCUCGCGAGAAGAUGACCAACACCAACAAGAUUCUUACCUCGACCACCUCCCAGGUACCGUAAGCUUGGGAUUCGAUGUUGCCGCCUACCCCCAUUCUUAUUCAAACUCCCCUCCGCCUCUCGACCCAAACGACCCCACCAUCUCCUCGGUCGCCCCCACCGCAGCUCCCUUCUCCCAAAUCCUCCCCCACUCCCGACGUCGCCCCGCUGGCCAGUUUCCGCCUUUACCAACCCCGCCCCGAGUGAGAAGUCCGUCAAAUACAAGAUCGUUCCUCAGCCGCAAUAACAGUCAACAAGAACAGGGCUUGGAUUGGAAUGAGUUCAGGCGGACCUGUUAUAAAGUGGCCUCUUUCGACGAGAUGGCGAGGGAUAAGGACGCGCCUGAAAUUUCUGAAAGCAGCGCUUUAGAGCGAAAUACAGCCUUCUCCAAUGCCUCCAUGCUCUACGCUAAAUGGCAUACCACCUGGUCUAAACCCCAAGAAUUAGACGGAGUCAUCAUCAGUGCUAUCUCGAACUGCAUGACAGAGCCUACCAAGGAACAGUUCUCUCUCAAGUGUGAUGAGGUGAAAAUGAAGGUUGAGAGCGCGACUGAGCUUAUCUCAAAGCUUCCCCCACCCUCCACCACGGAACCAGAGGGCGAUUUCUUCUGA
Molecule: messenger RNA, 666 nt
Organism: Cryptococcus amylolentus CBS 6039
Lineage: Eukaryota; Fungi; Basidiomycota; Tremellomycetes; Tremellales; Cryptococcaceae
Exons: 2
Coding region: 1-666 (221 amino acids)
Source: RefSeq, a predicted model, not a curated record